AUGUAUCCCAAUCAUGUUAUUACAAUAGACCAAGAGGUGAAGUUCAUGAACACCCAAAUGAAAAAACCACCAAAAUUACUACACAAGUCAGCUGGAAAUGACUCAUGUUGCAUAUUCAGAGUCCCCCAGAGUCUUUUCGAGAUCAACAGGGAAGCAUAUCAACCUCGAAUCGUCUCAAUCGGCCCAUACCACCAUGGAAAGAAGCACCUUGAGAUGAUCGAAGAACAUAAAUGGAGGUACCUGGAUGAUUUGAUCCAAAGAACAGGUAACUCAAUUGGACAUUUCAUGAAAAUCAUAGUGUCAAUGCAGGAUAAAAUUCGACAAAGCUACUCAGAAUCUCUUGAUCACUUUUCCGCCAAUGAUCUUGCUAAAAUGAUGGUGCUUGAUGGGUUUUUCUUGAUUGAAUUGUUCAGAAAAGUUGGAAAGUUGGUUCUGACUGAUAAAGAUGAUCCCAUUUUUAGAAUGGUUUGGGUGUCUCCAUUUUUGAUGAGAGAUCUUUUGAGAAUUGAGAACCAAAUCCCAUUUUUCGUUCUCCAAAAGUUGUUUGAUGAAUCUAAAGAUGGGUCUAAACCCGAUGAUCGCACACUUUCAACUUUAAUCCUUGAGUUUUUCAAUUACACAGUUGAUAGGAAAAAAGAGAUACUAAAUGAACACAAGAAUACCGAAGGGAAACAUUUACUAGAUUUUUUCCGAAAAAGUUUCAUAAACCCUAAAGAACAAAACCCAGUUCCCACCGUUGACAUAUCCAAAAGCUCUUCCCAAAAACUUAUCCAAACCCCGACCAAACUCAAGAUCAAUAACUCUUACCUUAAACUUAUCCCCCCAGCGAACAAACUCAAGAUCGUUGGAGUUAAGUUUAAGGCAAGUCAAGAGCCCGAUAGCUUCUUGGACAUUGAGUUCCGAAAUGGUGUUCUUUUGAUUCCUCAAAUAAACAUGGACGAUUUUUACAGUUCGUUCUUUUUGAAUUGUAUUGCUUUCGAGCUGUGUUAUUUUCAUUGCUCCAAACAUAUUACAACUUACAUUGUGUUCAUGGGAUGUCUAAUGAACACUUCAAGUGACGUGGGUGUGCUUUCGGAAGACAAAAUUAUUGAGAAUUAUCUCGGAACGGAUAAAGAGCUAGCGAAAUUUUUCAAAAAUGUUGGAAAAGAUGUAGCUUUUAAUAUAAAAGAUAAUUACUUGACAGGUUUGUUUGUGGAAGUGAAUGAGUAUUGCGAGAAUGGGUGGCAUGUGCAUUUGGCUGGGUUUAAGCAUAGAUAUUUUGAGAGCCCAUGGGCUGCAAUUUCAGCUUUCGCGGCCUUUUUGUUGCUUUCUUUUGCGGCUUUGCAAACCUUUUAUACUGUCUAUCAGUAUUAUAAAGCUAAGAAAGGGUAG
Lactuca saligna is the source of this 1371-nucleotide messenger RNA. The record is from the annotation of a GenBank genome assembly. NCBI's taxonomy places the organism in Eukaryota, Viridiplantae, Streptophyta, Magnoliopsida, Asterales, Asteraceae.